AUGUUGUCGACAACGCGCUUGGGAGUCACGAGAGCGCUUCGUGGGCAGUUCGGCCGCAGUCAUGCAGCUCGAUCUUUUGCUCAAAGCGCAUAUCAGUGUCAAGGCCUCAAUGAGGGCCAGCAGCAUGAUCGCACGACUCACUUCGGCUUCGAGACUGUCGCGGAGGCCGAGAAGGAGGGGCGAGUUCGAGACGUCUUCUCCUCCGUCGCGGCGUCCUACGACCGAAUGAACGACCUCAUGUCCCUGGGCAUACAUCGCCUUUGGAAAGGCAACUUCGUUCGCUCGCUCAACCCCGGUCGAGCCGACAGCGAGAAGGGUUGGAACAUCCUCGACAUCGCUGGCGGCACUGGCGACAUUGCCUUCCGCAUGCUAGACCACGCGACGAACAUCAAUCAAGACAUGAAUACAAGAGUCACGAUAUCUGAUAUCAAUCCCGACAUGCUCGAGGAAGGCCGCAAGAGAUCCUUGCAGACGCCCUACGGCAACACAGAUCGCCUGAGCUUCCUACAGGGUAAUGCUGAGUCGCUGCCCACAGUCGAGUCAAAUUCAGUCGAUCUCUAUACUGUCGCCUUUGGCAUCCGUAACUUCACCGACAAAGACGCUGCUCUACGAGAAGCGUUCCGUGUGCUCAAGCCUGGCGGUGUCUUCGCGUGCUUGGAGUUCAGUCAUGUCAACAGCGCGGUCUUCAAUGCAGUCUACAAGAGAUGGAGCUUCGGAGCGAUACCACUGAUCGGACAGCUGGUCGCGGGUGACCGGGACAGCUAUCAGUACCUGGUUGAAAGCAUCGAGCAGUUCCCAACGCAGGAAGCAUUCAAGGACAUGAUACAGAAUGCUGGAUUUUUGACGCCUGGCCAAGGCUACGAGAACUUGAGCAUGGGCAUUGCCAGCAUUCACAAGGGUGUGAAGCCUGUCUGA
Molecule: messenger RNA, 915 nt
Organism: Cyphellophora attinorum
Lineage: Eukaryota; Fungi; Ascomycota; Eurotiomycetes; Chaetothyriales; Cyphellophoraceae
Product: 2-methoxy-6-polyprenyl-1,4-benzoquinol methylase, mitochondrial
Exons: 1
Coding region: 1-915 (304 amino acids)
Biological process (GO): ubiquinone biosynthetic process
Molecular function (GO): methyltransferase activity
Source: RefSeq, a predicted model, not a curated record